This is a messenger RNA of Histoplasma mississippiense, 1254 nucleotides long. RefSeq lists its product with no specific name. The coding region runs from base 1 to 1254 and encodes 417 amino acids. NCBI's taxonomy places the organism in Eukaryota, Fungi, Ascomycota, Eurotiomycetes, Onygenales, Ajellomycetaceae. The record is from RefSeq and is a predicted model, not a curated record. The transcript is spliced from 3 exons.
AUGGCCACGCCUGAUCUUCGCCAAACAUCGAAGAAUGACUUUGACACUCCCUUCGUCUUGUUGCCCCUUAAGAAUGCCGGACUUGCACAUCUCCUGGUUGAUCUAUGGUCACAAUUAACAAUAACUUGUCCUAGUGCUGGCGAAUCCUAUACGCGACCUCCGCUACUGUGCACAUCGCUCAUCAAAAAGAAUACCAUCAACUUCGCAGAUUGGGAAUCCAACCCAUUCCGUGAAAGCUGGAUCACCGACCAAAACCAACGUUUUCUUCUCGCGUUCAAAUCUUCGUGGAAACCCGGAUAUCUGGUGCUACGACCCAACCUCCUGUCAUUAUAUAAGGAUGUAGAAGAAGCAGAGCUUCAAUUGUCAAUCGACCUAUCUGAUGUCACGGCUGUUGCUUUGGUGAAGGCCGCCAAAUCCAAACGCCAACAUGUCUUCGGAAUAUUCUCCCCUUCGAAAAAUUAUCGCUUCCAAGCCGUAUCAGAGGUUGACGCGGAGAGCUGGGUUGAUCGCAUACGCAACGAGAGCUGCUCGGAUGACGCAGACUCACUUGGAGGAUAUGACAUUACGGAGAAUAAGAAAGCGAGAGACGCUGUUGAGAGCAUGAGCGAGACCGAUUGUGACGGCCAUAAAACGACUCAACAUCGUGCCCCAUCCAUCCGGUCCGGCAAUCAGCAGGCACAACAGCUUUCGCAAGACUACUCCGGGAACGAAAUAGCAUCCUGUUCUGAUUUCUCUGAUGCCAUUGGCAGCAUCACACCACGCCGUUCCACAGUGUCUUUACCACCCCAUGAUCGAAAUUCUCUAUCAUCCUCAUCGCCUCCGGAUCACCACCCAUCCCUGCCACGGAACACAAGCCAAUUCAUCGAUGGCGCUCUCGGGAACCUUGAUCCAGAACGAGUCAUCUGCCACGGCUACCUCCUCUGCCUAAAAAGCAAGAAGGGAGUCCGGCAGUGGAAGAAGCUUUGGGUGGUCCUUCGACCGCAGAAUAUUUGUUUUUAUAAAGAUGAGCAAGAAUACGCCGCUGUCAAAAUCAUUCCAAUGCUGCAAGUUAUCAACGCUGCGGAAAUCGACCCAAUUUCCCGAUCGAAGAAGUUUUGCCUCCAGAUAAUCGCGGAGGACAAGACAUAUCGAUUCUGUGCGCUGGACGAGGAAGCCCUUGCGAAAUGGCUGGGUGCACUCAAGAGCCUGCUAGUUAAACGCCACGGCAGCACGUCGAGACACACAGCUGGACCUGCUAUCGCUGGACCGUCCUGA